AUGCGGGGUGCCUCGUCUCGCACUCGUCGCCGCCUUUUCGCCUCGCUCACCCUCUUCGUGCCGAUUAUUCUCGUGCUCGCCACGUGUUCGCGCCUUUCCCUGCCACGUGUACACUUCUCGCUGCGCCUGGAAUGGGCCGAAGGCCGCCCGUAUCACGACGUUAGCACCAGCCCCCCUGGGAGCGACCUUGCGGUGCCAGGCGCGAGUCAACGGAGUCAACGGAGGGCCCUCGCUGUGAAUCCGUCCGCCGCACCGCCGCCGCCGCCGCCGCCUCCCGUGUGCGAAUGUCCCGCGUGCCCUGCCGGCGACAGUGGUCGCAGUGUUAGUGGGCCGGGCGGCGAUGCGAGAAGCGGCGGUGGAGAGGGGACCGGUGCUGGAGGGGGAGGCGAUGGUGGAGCGGAGGGGGGAGGCGAGGCGGCGUGGGGCGUUCCGAGUGCACCCGACGAGCAUCAGCUUGUUUGCUGUCGUCAGCACUUACCGCACUGGCCAGGACAGGUGAGGCAAGGCACGCAACAGGUGGACGACAGCUUCAUGGUGGUGGGGUGGGUGAGUCGCCUCGCCGCUGGGCGGUCAGGUGCACUUGGAGCCAUUCAAACCAUCUUCACCGUUACUUGGAUAAUCAAAGCCUCCACGUUCCUCGCCCUCCCCUCCCUCCCAUGCGUGCUGUUGCUGGGCAGCUUCAUGGUGGUGGGGUGGGUGAGUCGCUGCUGGGCGCUCAGCUUCAUGGUGGUGGGAGAGUCGCUGCUGGGCGCUCAUCUGCACUUUGCGGGCGCACUGGUGGACGAGUGCGUGUGGCAGGGCGAGGGGGAGGGGGACGGGGGAGGGAAGCAGCCCACGGUCGUUACUCCAGCAGAGACCUUGCAUGUGAGUGGCACGCGUGUGGCAUGA
This is a messenger RNA of Closterium sp. Naga37s-1, 888 nucleotides long. Lineage: Eukaryota; Viridiplantae; Streptophyta; Zygnematophyceae; Desmidiales; Closteriaceae. The record is from the annotation of a GenBank genome assembly.